Messenger RNA from Fulvia fulva, 213 nucleotides. RefSeq lists its product as uncharacterized. The record is from RefSeq and is a predicted model, not a curated record. Lineage: Eukaryota; Fungi; Ascomycota; Dothideomycetes; Mycosphaerellales; Mycosphaerellaceae. The coding region runs from base 1 to 213 and encodes 70 amino acids. The transcript has 2 exons.
AUGUGCAGACAUGGAAAGAAUUUCGCAUUCGUUUAUGCACAAAACAUGCGAGACACGCAGCGCUGUAAUCAGCAGCAACCGAGGGCUUCUGAUAAAAGAGGUGGCCGCUUGCACAACUACAGAGUCACUUCUUUAGGUACCCACGACAGUGCUCUCGCAGCGUAUGAAAGCGGAAGCGUUGCACGACGCGUCUCUCUCUACAAAACUGCUUAG